CGAGAGGAGCGGGAGGGAGAGGGAGGAAGACGGACGCACGCCGAGACUCGGGCGCCGGAAUUCCAUUAGAAAAAAGUGAGCCGGCCGAGGGUAGCGGGAGAAGGUUUUUUGAAAAUUUCCUUCGUCUGGAGCGAAAGAAGCGACUCGGGUCUCGCGCCCGCCAAGCUCCCGCUGGAUUGCUCCCUGGCGCUUGCCCACGUCGGUGGAUUGCUCUCCUCUUUGCGUUUUAUUCUGACCCCCACCCACGCCGCUUCCUUCCAACCCCCCGCUCUCCCGUCGCCUCUCCCCCACCUCCCCAGGCCCUUCCAGAGGAGCACAGGGGAUCGGACCGCGGGGACCCGCGCUCCCGGGCCGGCGGAGGGACGGCAGAGCGCAGGACCGCUGUCGGCGGGGAAGCAGCACCCACAGACACACCUGUGUGUUUCAUUCUAGUGGGCGAGGGGCGUCGAGCGGGCCCGCCGCCUUCUUCCCCACCCCCUCCGGCCAGGGGCGAGAAUCGCAGGACUCAGGAUCUCCAUCGGGCGGACUCGCUGGGAUCUCCGCAUUGGAUUUGGGGCUGAUUAUCACUGCUUGGCUAUAUUAUUGUCAUUUUUUUUUUUAACCCAAGGGAGAAAGACAAAAACACAAAACUGUGGGAUUUAUUUAACAUGAUCUUGGCAAACGCCUUCUGCCUCUUCUUCUUUCUAGACGAGACCCUCCGCUCUUUGGCCAGCCCUUCCUCCCUGCAGGGCCCCGAGCUGCACGGCUGGCGCCCCCCAGUGGACUGUGUCCGGGCCAAUGAGCUGUGUGCCGCUGAAUCCAACUGCAGCUCCCGCUACCGCACGCUUCGGCAGUGCCUGGCGGGCAGGGACCGCAACACCAUGCUGGCCAACAAGGAGUGCCAGGCGGCCCUGGAGGUCCUGCAGGAGAGCCCGCUGUAUGACUGCCGCUGCAAGCGGGGCAUGAAGAAGGAGCUGCAGUGCCUGCAGAUCUACUGGAGCAUCCACCUGGGGCUGACUGAGGGGGAGGAGUUUUACGAAGCCUCGCCCUACGAGCAGGUGACCUCCCGCCUCUCUGACAUCUUCAGGCUCGCGUCCAUCUUCUCAGGGACCGGGGCGGACCCGGCGGUCAGUGCCAAGAGCAACCACUGCCUGGACGCGGCCAAGGCCUGCAACCUGAACGAGAACUGCAAGAAGCUGCGCUCCUCCUACAUCUCCAUCUGCAACCGCGAGAUCUCGCCCACGGAGCGCUGCAACCGCCGCAAGUGCCACAAGGCCCUGCGCCAGUUCUUCGACCGGGUGCCCAGCGAGUACACCUACCGCAUGCUCUUCUGCUCCUGCCAGGACCAGGCGUGUGCCGAGCGCCGCCGGCAGACCAUCCUGCCCAGCUGCUCCUACGAGGACAAGGAGAAGCCCAACUGCCUGGACCUGCGCAGCGUGUGCCGGACCGACCACCUGUGCCGGUCCCGGCUGGCGGACUUCCACGCCAAUUGUCACGCCUCCUACCAGACGCUCACCAGCUGUCCAGCCGACAAUUAUCAGGCGUGUCUGGGCUCCUACGCGGGCAUGAUUGGGUUUGACAUGACGCCCAACUACGUGGACUCCAGCCCCACUGGCAUCGUGGUGUCCCCCUGGUGCAGCUGUCGGGGGAGUGGGAACAUGGAGGAGGAGUGUGAGAAGUUCCUCCGGGACUUCACCGAGAACCCCUGCCUUCGGAAUGCCAUCCAGGCCUUUGGCAACGGCACAGAUGUGAACCUGUCCCCCAAAAAUCCCUCAUUCCCAGCCACCCAGGCCCCUAGGGUGGAGAAAACACCUUCUUUGCCAGAUGAUCUCAGUGACAGCACCAACCUGGGGACCAGCGUCAUCACCACCUGCACAUCUGUCGAGGAGCAGGGGCUGAAGGCCAAUAGCUCCAAAGAGCUGAGCACGUGUUUCACAGAGCUCACCACCAACAUCAUUCCAGGGAGUAACAAGGUGAUCAGACCCAACUCAGGCCCCUGCCGAGCCAGCCCGUCGGCCGCCUUGACCGCUGUCUCCUUCCUGAUGUUGAAGCUGGCCUUGUAGGCUCUGGGCAUGGCAUCUGGAGGUUUCCGAAAGCUACGUGGACGAGAGCACCCGCCUGCUGAAUGGACACACACACACACACACACACACACACACACACACACCUUGCAAAAAAUUUCCCUCACCUUGUCUCUGAACCUGUCUGUUCCCAGGUUUCUUCUCUGGAGAAGUUUUUCUAAGCCAAACAGACAGUAGGCGGGCAGCCUGAGAGCCUCCUGGGGGGCCCCUGGCAAGGGCACCCCAGGGCCAAGGAGGGCGCGAGGGUCUAGACAUGCCCCACACCUUCUCCUGGUGUUUUCCUCUCUGGACCCUGACGAGACCCCUGUGGCUACGGGACUGUGGCCGUGCCUGGUGUGGUCUGAGGCAGGACAGUGGCUGCUGCUCUUCUCAAGUUGCCCACUCUGGGGACUUGCUGGGGCUGGCAAGGGGCGUCAGGUGGCAGAGCAGUGGGGCUGGCCCCUGGGUCCAACUGGGCACCAGUCGCACCUCCACGUGCUUUGAGAGUGGAGUUUAUUUUGCCCUCCCUCUGGGCUGGGCAGGUCUGCUUCUGGCUUGUGGAGGGGUGUGCACGGAGGUCCCCCACUGUGGCACGGGCUGGGCAGCUCCAGGGCCUUGGGGGCUCAGCCCACCUGGGACACCUCCUCAGGAGGAGGGAGCAACACUUGGCCGCAGCUCGGGGCUGCUGCUUCCUCUUGGUGGCAGGAAUUUUGAAAUAAAAAAGAAAUGAUUCUUCGGUGGCUCUCUUUGGAGAGGGGGCUGCUGAGAGGGGCAGCGAAGACCACAGUGGACGUCCACCACCCCACGCUCUGGUCUCUGCAGCUCUCUCCCCACUUCCACCUUAUCUUUCCUCAUUUCUGAGACAUACGCCAACUGUAUGUACACAACAUGUUGCCCUUCUCAACAUAUAUGUAUAUACACAUCCAUAUACAUAUAUCGUGUGGUCUCCCCUUUCUCCUUUUUUUUAAGAAACAAAACUAUUGAAAUAAUACCCCAACAGAUGAGCGAAAUGUAUUAUUGUAAAGUUUAUUUUUUUUAUAACAUUGUCUAUAAAGGGAUCGGAGGAGGUGGCCUCCCCGUGUCCCGGCCCGUCGGGCCGCCGGGCCGUGGGAGGGGCUCCUGAUCGCAUUCACGCUGGCCAGGCUCCAAUAAAUGUCCUCGGAAGCA
Molecule: messenger RNA, 3206 nt
Organism: Myotis brandtii (Brandt's bat)
Lineage: Eukaryota; Metazoa; Chordata; Mammalia; Chiroptera; Vespertilionidae
Gene: GFRA2
Product: GDNF family receptor alpha 2
Exons: 9
Coding region: 648-2042 (464 amino acids)
Biological process (GO): nervous system development
Cellular component (GO): signaling receptor complex; external side of plasma membrane
Molecular function (GO): signaling receptor activity
Source: RefSeq, a predicted model, not a curated record